Messenger RNA from Microdochium trichocladiopsis, 1871 nucleotides. RefSeq names its product heterokaryon incompatibility protein-domain-containing protein. Bases 174 to 1760 code for a protein of 528 amino acids. The record is from RefSeq and is a predicted model, not a curated record. Lineage: Eukaryota; Fungi; Ascomycota; Sordariomycetes; Xylariales; Microdochiaceae. The transcript has 2 exons.
CCUGGAAAGAGUCAAGCGCAGAGGGAGCCUCGGUGAAGAAGCCAAGCAUAUUCUACGGCUUUGGCUCUGUCCAGCAGGAUUUUGACUUGGUUCCCCUCGAAGACCCUGAGUACGAUCAUGGCGACAAUUCCAACUUCGGCCCCUCCACCAAUUGCCCGGAAGCCUGGCGUGUCAUGGAUGGCUGGAUGAACAACUGCCUCACUGAGCAUGAGCUGUGCCGACGCAGAGAAGCCUCAUCGACAUUUCGACCGAACCGACUGCUCCAGCUGAGCCCGUCAGGCACAUUUCGCCUUGUCUCUGGAGGGGAAUGUCCUGCGGCGUCAAAGUACGCGGCGCUCAGCUACUGCUGGGGGAAACAACCGGCUGAGAGCCUGCUGAUGCUUACGCGCACAACUGCACAGUAUCUCCAGCAGGAGAACCGGGUCGAGAGCCUGCCCAAGACAUUCAGAGAAGCCAUCGAGAUUGUGCAAAGGUAUCAAGUCGACUACCUUUGGGUGGACAGACUGUGCAUAUACCAGGAUUCCGUCGAUGAUUGGCAGAGAGAGGCAGCGACCAUGAAGGACGUCUACCAGCAUGCACAUUUCAGCAUCGCAGCGCUCGGUGCCAGCGACAGCGACGGCGGAUGCUUCUUUGAGCGUGAUCCUUCACGCGUGGCACCCACCAUGGUGCGUGUCAAGACUGCCGAAGACGAGGUGGAAGCCGCCUACGUGUCUGAGCUCGACAGGAGCAUCUCAUGGUAUUACGCUUUUGCGUCUGAGCCGCUUGUGCAGCGCUCCUGGGUCGUUCAGGAACGGCUUUUGGCACCCCGCACAUUGUACUUUGGGUCCCGCCAGGUGUUUUGGGAGUGUCGCGAAGCUCGCUGUGCCGAGACAGAUCAGUCGAGAAUCAGCAUUGGGGGUGCAGACGAGGAUCAGCGGGCCAAAAGCACGCAUGAAAGUCCCUGUUUGUGGAAAACGUUGCUGGACGGGCCCGAUGUAUCCACUGGCGAGGACAAAGUUGAACAGCUGUUCCUCGAUUGGAUAGCUCUCGUGGCUUACUAUACGGACCGGGAGCUCACAGUCCACACAGACAAGCUUGUUGCGAUAUCCGGCCUCGCGAAGGACAUGCGAGCAGCCCUGAACAGGCUGAAACCUGGGAAGCACCAUCGUUAUCUCGCCGGGCUUUGGGAAGAGCAGUUUCCGGACGGGCUUAUGUGGUGCGUCGCAGGCCCUGCACAACGACGCGACACAUAUCGUGCACCCACAUGGUCUUGGGCCAGCCUCGACGGGAGACUCUCCAUGCAGCCCUUGCCUGAAAUGGGGCGCAUCUUGUUCGCCGCCGUCCUGUCUGCCACCAUGACGUUUCAGAGCGAGGACGACACAGGGGAAGUUGAGUCUGCAGCGCUUACUCUGAGAGGGCCUUUUGCCGCCGCCAUCAUUGAUGUUGGUGGGACAGUGGAAAUAUCCCAUUUUGAUAAUGUUAAAGCAAUACUCCGAUUCCGGGGGCGCGACGGGGAUAUGCAGCCUGAAGACCAAGCUAUGAAGGGUUAUUCAUGGUAUGAUGGAACAUUUGACUCGAUGGAAGACGUUGCGGAAGAGGUCUUCGUACUCUGGAUAAAGUUAUCCGCGCCACCACGCAACUUAAUGGAAGGUCUUCUACUUGCUGAUGCUGCGAAUGGUAACUUCCGUCGGAUAGGGAUUGCUUCAAGCCAUUUCGGGAGCCGGGAAGAGGCAGUUUCAUUCAUCGGUCAAUUCGAAGAGCGAAAAGUCGUUCUGGUAUGACCCAGAGGCUCGAGACAAGUUAUCCACGUUCAGAGAAGUUCUUUUCUAGAUGCGAAAACUUUCAUAAGAGCUGAGAUCUUAAACCAGAUAGCUGAAUUCCAAGAUUACGCA